This is a messenger RNA of Aspergillus glaucus CBS 516.65, 714 nucleotides long. RefSeq lists its product as uncharacterized. The record is from RefSeq and is a predicted model, not a curated record. Lineage: Eukaryota; Fungi; Ascomycota; Eurotiomycetes; Eurotiales; Aspergillaceae. The transcript has 2 exons. The coding region runs from base 1 to 714 and encodes 237 amino acids.
AUGGCCAAGGCAACCCCUCUAUGUUAUAAACACACAUCGCAAGGGCUUGCAUCGUCCGCCAUUUCAUAUUUCUUAGACGAUAGGAUUGCAGAGCUUACUUCGCAGCAAGAGACGUUAAUGGCAUAUAAAGAGGGCCUCUUCGAAUCAGAAACUCUCAUUUCAAACGAGGAUUUCCAGGCUGAACUCCAGGCAGUCGUGGAAGCAAUUGCACUGAGGACCAGAGACCUGCGAAUCCUGAGCGGGCAAAGGAGAUUGGUUGAACAAUAUUUGGAAACUGAUACUCACGCAAAAGGCUCACGGGGUAAAGAACCGGCGUUGGAAUUUCUCGAAAUGGCGUAUACGAGUUCCACUCGUUUCGUGCAUGGUGAUGGAGACCAGCCCGCCGAUAUCUAUAUUUCCGGUCUCCUAGUUACAUACCUAUAUGCUAAGAUGAUUAGAAACACAGCCUUCGCUUCUACUACUGGCAGCUUUAAUGAGUUCUGGCCUUUGUCCGGGAAGUAUCUAGGCUGGUCGAUUCUCAGAUCCCUCGCCCGGGACCUCUCGGGCCUGGAACUGCCCCUUUCGCUUGUGUCUCAUACAUUCAGCGACAUGUUGGUCUCGGACUUGGGAGCCGAUAUUAUCGGAACGACUCUGGCUGUUGAGAUGCAUCGAACAAUGACCGAGAGCAACAAAAGGUGGGAGAGGAGAGACGAUGAGGACGAAGAUGAGGAGUAA